Etheostoma spectabile (orangethroat darter) is the source of this 2861-nucleotide messenger RNA. It is a transcript of the gene st8sia6, whose product is annotated as ST8 alpha-N-acetyl-neuraminide alpha-2,8-sialyltransferase 6. Gene Ontology annotation, biological process: oligosaccharide metabolic process; N-glycan processing. The coding region runs from base 647 to 1708 and encodes 353 amino acids. The record is from RefSeq and is a predicted model, not a curated record. Gene Ontology annotation, molecular function: alpha-N-acetylneuraminate alpha-2,8-sialyltransferase activity. NCBI's taxonomy places the organism in Eukaryota, Metazoa, Chordata, Actinopteri, Perciformes, Percidae. The transcript has 7 exons.
GAGGGGUAAGCAGAGUGGAAGGACUGGGGCUCUGAGGUGGGGGCAGAGAACACAAGAAGCUUUGGGACAACAGGGAAAAGUAGGAUUGUGAGUUUGUCUGUGUGAACACAUGAAAAAAGUGGAAAGAAGAUGGGUGGAUCAAAGAGAGUUGUCACGGAUUAAAGUAGGAUGUGGAGCAACAAAAGAUCGUAUUUGUCACAGCUGACUUGGACAAUAACAAGAAGAGAGGAACAACCAAGUAGAGGUGCAAAGAAUACCAAGGACUUGCCUAAACAAGAGGCAGAAAAAGAAGACUGGCCUACCUUAGGUGGCGUGCUCUCAUUCACCCACGGAAAGAGAGAAACACUGAGUCAAACCAGACAGAAAGACAGACAGGAAGCGCGAGGGGGGAGGAGUAUGAGGAGGGAGUGAGGUAACAGAAAACAUAAGAAAGCAGAGAGGCAAAAGAGUAACACUCGUGAAAGAGUGUGUGUGAGGUUGAGCAAGGGAGAACGAGCCAAAGAAGUUGGGAGGGAGGGGGGGACCUGAAAACAGAGGGAGGGUGACAGAAAGUAGAAAAUGGGUAAGUGUUGUUGAGCCAGCUGAAGCAGAGAGGAAGACAGAAAGUGAGGAGCCCAGCGGGUGAAGUAAGUAGGUGGGGAGAGCGAUGAGGGGGCAGCUCUUGAAGUCAUUCUUCUCUUUGGUGUUCACUCUCUUCUGUUUGGGAAGCUUGCUGACCACUUUCAUCUGGUACAUGGUCGACAACAAUCAUGUUGAACCUCAGAAGCCGCAUACUCAAAAGAAAAGUGCCCCCCAGCCCAAUGACCCCUGUAAAGGCUGCAGGGAGGUCAUCAGCAAGGUAAUAGAGCGUUACUCGAAACCCUGGAAGAAGCAGGAGGACAAUUACCAAAAGUUCAGAUCUCAGCUGAGCAGCAAGUGCCAUGGUUUUCACAAGGCCAUCAUUACCCAGGCCAACAAUCCAGUGGGAUCAAAGCUUGUGUAUGACGGAGAAAAGAGGAGGACCCUCCAGGUCACCCCGGAGAUUUUCAGAACCUUUGCAAAGGAGCAUCCGUUCCCAAAUAAAACAUGGGACACGUGUGCUGUUGUUGGGAACGGAGGGAUCCUGACCAACAGCAGCUGUGGAAAAACGAUCGAUUCCGCUCAGUUUGUUAUCAGGUGCAACCUACCUCCUUUGGAUAAAGGCUAUGAGAAACAUGUGGGCAUCAAGACAGACCUUGUGACAGCAAACCCAAGCAUCUUCAUAGAGAAGUAUGGGGCUCUAAUGGGACGUCGUCGUCCGUUCGCGGAGAGUCUGCGUGUCUAUGGCAACUCCUUGCUGCUCCUUCCCGCCUUCUCCUAUGGCCACAACACUCCUGUGUGCAUGCGGGCCGUCUACAGCAUUGAGGACUUUGAAAGUCCCACCAGGCCCGUGUUCUUUAACCCUGAGUACCUCCAGAGUCUGGCCCUCUUCUGGCGCUCACAAGGCCUGAAAGCAGUGCGGCUCAGCACCGGCAUAAUCGUGGCCAGCCUAGCACUGGAACACUGUGCCAACGUGCAUCUGUACGGGUUCUGGCCCUUCAGUAACCACCCACAUGGACAUGUCCUGACUAACCACUACUACGAUGACAGACAAACUAAAACAAAAUUCCACGCCAUGCCGGCUGAGUUUGACCUCUUGUUGCGGCUGCACAGCCAGGGGGUGCUCAGGCUUCACCUGGGAGAUUGUUGACCAGCUGGAAAUUAGUUCCCAGACCCAGGGGCAGCUGACAGGAUUGAAGAAAAGUGCCUUUUUUUUGUAGCCCAGUUGCCCCGUGAAGUCCUCAAAUACUUUUGAUUGAAUGGAAAGAUGCAUUUUGGCUGAUGCCACGGAGUAGGGGGUCCAAGCAAGGUGGACACUUGGACUUAGAGGGAAUGCAGCCAAGACAUUUGCACUGAAAUCAAGAUGCAACAUUCAUAAGGCUACAAACAUUAUACAGUCUUACAGUGUAUCUAAAAUUGUAUUUAUUAUGUUGCAGCCUGGAUGCAGGUAGUUUGAUUUCUAAGGGAAUCCCUUUGUGGGAGUUGAAAAUAUAGUGCCUAGUUUUAGAUCAAACAGAAUGUAUUUUGAAGAAAAUCAAAUACCUCCUUUACAUGAAGAUUGUCUGGCUAAAACACUUUAACGUCUAAUGAAAACUGCCACACUCUGAAUGUAAUCAUGAAUCAUGAUUCCCCCCAUCAUGAAUCUUUCAUGGGGAAAUGUACAGUACUUACACAUUAAUUGUGUUAUGUCCCAGUAGUCUCAACUACAAAUCAUCAUUGCUUCCCUCUGCCAGCUGUGGUCAACAACAGAUGACCCUAUUAAGUUAAGCUCCGAGCCAGGUACUAAACAGACACCACAGAAAGAAACAAGAAUAAUAACACUACUAAACACUGGAGGUCCAACCUUGCAAAGGUUGCUAUGGUGAAUCUGUGUUACAAUGUGCUACCCCUGGUCACCACAGUGAUCAGAGGGGGAUAUGUUCUGUAAGUGGAAACCUUCACAUAGUGGUACAAUGUUAGUUUGAAAAACAAGUACUUUUUAAGUUGAUGUAAAUGCUAAAUCGGUGACUGACUCCAAUGUAAGGGGAUGGAUUGUGAAUUGAGCACUUUGAUUGAAAAUUGUAACCUUUGGAUAAGAAGUAACAUUUGCUUCCAGACUUUUAUGCUGAUACUAUAAUAGUCUUAACAGUGAUUUUUAUCAUCCAGAACAAUAAUGUACAAGCUGUAGAUCAGAUCAAACUUGAAAAAAUCAUUGUGAGCCAGUUUUAGAAUAAUGUGGUUUUGUUUUUGUUUAGUGAACAGCAUGAGUUAAGAGGGACAACGAAGUUAAAGUAAAUCAGUGAAUAAAUAUUUAACACAAACCA